Contarinia nasturtii (swede midge) is the source of this 14285-nucleotide messenger RNA. It is a transcript of the gene Vps13D, whose product is annotated as vacuolar protein sorting-associated protein 13D. Gene Ontology annotation, biological process: protein retention in Golgi apparatus; protein targeting to vacuole; mitochondrion organization. The coding region runs from base 525 to 13634 and encodes 4369 amino acids. Gene Ontology annotation, molecular function: protein binding. Gene Ontology annotation, cellular component: extrinsic component of membrane. Lineage: Eukaryota; Metazoa; Arthropoda; Insecta; Diptera; Cecidomyiidae. The transcript is spliced from 17 exons. The record is from RefSeq and is a predicted model, not a curated record.
UUGUUUUGAUGUCGUAAUUCAAGUCACGGAUAUAUUUUUUCUCUCAAGAAAACACGGUUUUUUCUAUUUGUCUUUAUUUCAUAAGAUGGUCUAUGUUUAUCAUUAUUCAAAUGACAUCGUAAUGUGAUUGCAAAUGCAAAAUUCAGUGCAGUUACAAUGAUAAAGACUGAGUGAUGAUUCAAUGCAGCAGCUAUCAACAGUCAUAUAUUACAUCGAUGAUUUUUUACAAACGAAUUGCGCAUCGAACAAAUCAUCAGCCGAAAAACGACUCGGAAUUUUCCGAGAACUGAAUGUGGCAUGCCAAACAAUGUAUUUGCAAUGCACACGCUUUGUAUCCGAUGAAAGACAAUUUAUACAGUAUUUAUGUACGACAUUUGUGCAACUGAAAACAACAACAUUAUUCAAAACAAUUUAAAAGUCAUAAAAAUCAAUUCUGAUAAGAAAAGAAGAAGAAGAAAAAAAAAACAAGAUCAACACAAACACUCUAAAAAAAACUAGUUCGGCUCUUAAACGCCAAUUAAACAAUGUUAAGAGAACUCAUUGCCUGGGUAUUGAACAAUUACUUGGGUAAAUAUGUGCACAAUUUGAAUACAGCCCAGUUGUCGGUUGCUUUGUUAUCAGGUGAGGUUGAAUUGGAAAAUUUGCCGCUACGUAAAGAUGCACUUCGUAAUUUGGGCUUGCCAUUGCAAGCUCUCAAAGGAACCGUCGGUCGUAUUAAAUUGCAAAUUCCUGUGCGACAAUUUCGUACAGCACCGUGGUGCAUUAUUGUUGAAGAUGUAUACGUAGUUAUUGGACCAAUCAAUUUAGAUGAGUGGGAUACCGAUGCUGAGGAACAAGCUGAACUCAACUACAAAUUGAGCCGAUUGGAUAAUUUGGAAGCAAAAUGGCGUGCACAACGUGAAGCAGCCCUUGAAGGUGGUUAUUAUGCAUCAUCGUAUUCGGGAUGGCUGAGUUACGGCACAUCGUUGGCGACAAAUAUUAUUGAAAAUUUGGAGCUUAAAAUAAAAAAUGUCCAUAUUCGAUAUGAAGAUGCGGCGAUAACGGUGCAUGAUCAACGUUUUGCCUGUGGCAUUACAAUUGAUUCGUUGUCAGCUCGAAGCUGUGAUUCAAAUUGGAUAGCUGGUUUCUCGUCGUCAUGGAACCAAACGAGUGCCUCAUUUAAAUUAGUUGAAUUGACAUCAAUGUCAAUCUAUUGGCAACCAUUGAACAAUCAAGAAAGAUUUGCCGAUUCAACGUUCGAGGAGCUGGUGCAAAACUUUCAACAAUGGAAAACCGCCACAAAACACGAGUACAUCGUGAGUCCGGUUAGUGCACAAGCACGUUUUAAACGUGAUCGCAGCGAAAUGCCACUUCGGACACGCAGUCGACCUCGUCUCACAUGUGAUUUAAUUCUAAACGAAGUUCAGCUUACGUUAAGCGAUUGGCAAUACAAACAAAUGGUGGAAUGUGUUCGGGGGUUAGAUGAUAUAUCAAAGUAUCGACGAUUUCGUUUGUUACGACCGGAGCAAAGUGUUCAUGAGGCGCCCAAAGCAUGGUGGUUGUAUGCAGCUCGAUGUAAUGGCGUUAAAAUCGUUCCGCGUCACUCCAUACGCAAUAUUACCAAAGAAAAUCUACGUUACAUAGAUAUUUAUACCAAAUUAAUUAUUAAUCCAAAUGAAACGCUUAGCAAUGAACAAAAAGAUUUUAAAGAUAAAAUCGAAAAGGAACGAGACUAUUACGAAUUGAAAUUUUUAAGAGAGGUGUGUAUGAGCCGAAUUCCAAACGAUGACGUGAAUGCUGUGGAUACAAAUAAUCAAGGUCGUGGAAUGCUAUUGCAAUGGUUUCCCCAAUGGUGGGGCUGGUACAAGACCCCACAAGCGGAUCCACAAUCAACUGAUGCGUUGGUCAUUUCAACAAUAUCGUCCACCGAUGUAAUUCAGCCAAAAGAUCAAAAUCAAUUGGAAGAUGAAAUUUUAAAUGCAUUAUCCAGUGGCACCGUUGAUAAUUCAUUGCUUAAACGAGACACAGUCUUCGGAAAGUUUAAUUUCACAUUAAAAAAAGGCGUUUUAGAUAUUUGCAGCAGUCAAAAUAACAUGGAAAAAAUAAUGUUACAACUUCAAUUCCAAAAUUUAUUAUUGGAUGUUGAAACGCGGCCACGAUCCGGUUCACAUUUUGUUGGACUAUCGCUUGGUUCCGUAUUGCUAAAGGAUUUUAUUACGGAAAAUUCUGAAUUUCCCGAUUUGAUAAAGCCACAAGUAAAAGAAGAUGCGACAACCGUAUCGCAUAAUCGACGUUCGCGUGGUAGUUUCUUGAUAGGUGGUUUAAAUAGCAGCAACAGUAAUAGUAAUGCCAGUCUCGCUGGAUUGAUAAGCGAACCAAUAUUUCAAUUAAAUUACGAACGAAAACCGCUGUCGCACAAUACCGAUUAUCGUCUAUUAAUCAAAACACAAUCACUUGAUGUCGUUUACAAUAUCGAGCCCAUCAAAUGGAUCGUUGAUUUUGUAAUGAAACCGUAUCAAAUGAUAAAUACACGUAAAAAAAUUGAAGCAAUGAAAAACAAAACCAAAGCCGAAUUGAUCAAAAACUGGGAAAAUAUUCUUGAAGGUGAUGUGACCGAACGUAGAACAUGGACACUUGAAAUUGAUAUAUCUGCACCGCAAAUUAUAUUUGUUGAAAAUUUUGCAAUUAAAAAUAGUACAGUGAUUGUUAUCGAUUUUGGUCGAUUGCAAUUGACCAAUUUUACGGACACAACAAAUUGUUCGAUGCUCGGUGGUGUGGCGGCGCAAACGGCAAAUAAGAAAGAUGAUAGCGAAAUUGAUGCACUGCUUCGUGAACAAAGUGAAGAUGAAGAUGCGUUCGUAACACCGUGUUCAACACCACCCGGAUCGCAAGCAAGCAAUGAUUCGCCGACAUUAUGUUCAGCACUUAGUGAUGUAUUAGACUCAAACAAUAGCAAUGGUAACGAUACGGCAAAUGGUAAUUUGUACGAUUUAGAAGGAAGCACGUUGAACGAACGUUCUUUACAUGAAAAACUUUAUGAUCGAUAUAAAAUGGAUUUAACCGAUUUACAAGUGCUGGUAUGCAAGAGCAAUGAACGUUGGCUAUUUGCCAGUGCAAAAGGCUCAUCAACACUUCAUGUUCUCGAUCGAUUCAGCAUUUCAUUACAAGUUGAACGUCGUGCCGUACAUACAAACGAUCCACAAUAUCCAAAUUUAACAAUAGCCGGCACAUUGCCCAAACUAAAUGCACAUGUUAAUGAACAAAAGAUAACAGCAAUCACAACAAUGCUUAAUAUUAUAUCAUCGUCAAAUAUUCAAUCACCACAUCGAACACCAAAUGAUAGUAUUGAAGAUACAUUUACGGCUGAAAUGAUUGCAGAGGAAUGUGAUAGCGAUAAUAUCGAUGGGGAAGCAACGAAUCAACGUGGCCCAUCGAAUAGAACAUCAAUUGAAAGUGAAAAUGAAGCGUCGAAAUUGUUUAUGCUACAAUUUUCAAUCGAUCAAAUGUCAUUGGAAGUACAAUCAAGGGGUCGAUGCAUCGCCGAGCUGCAAGUGACUGGAGUUAAGGCGGCAUUUAGCAAGCGACCAGAAGAUAUAAAUGUUACAUUAUCCGUGCACGGGUUGCUUUUGGUCGAUGCGAUUCAAUCAUUUGGACCCGAUUUUGAGUUACUUAUCGCAAGUCAUCGUCAUGUUGGGAUGGACAGCAUAUCCGGAAGUUUAAAACAGAGUGAACCGUGCUCACCAAUUUCACCUGCAUCGCCCGAUCCAAUGAUUGAUCGUCGGCCACACAGUCCGAAUUCAAUUUCGCGCGCCAUUUCAAAUCUGCAACGAACUAAUUCCGAACACUGGUCUACAACUCAUGAUGUAGAUGCAUUGAUCACCGUUGAAGUGCUUUUAGUAACACCCGAAGUGUCCGAUGGUGAAUAUUUGCAAAUUGCAAAUAUUCAGUUCAACAAUUUGGAUAUAAUUGCCAAUCAAGAGACGAUUGUUGAACUGAUGGGUUUUGCGAAUCGUGUAUUUCCACGUCGUGAAUCAAAGGUUCAUCAUGCCGAUGUUGAAGCACAUCAAUUAAAACGAGAAACUCCAAUAACCGUAGAAAGUACACCAUCAAACACUGAACCAAAAUCCACGUCGGAGAGAGAAAUAAAUUCGGAUGCAUCAGCCAAUGUAAUGACAAUGCGCACGGAAAUAACAUUCGAUUUUCAUCGAUUAAAUGUGCUUGUAUUACGUGCUGUAAUGCGUGAUACAUAUAUGGUGGGACGAAAAGUGGGAACAUUUACAAUGAGUGAAGCGAAAAUUCAUGCAACAUUAGGGAACGAUAUUCGAGUUGAAGGCUCCUUGGGUGGACUACAAGUGAUUGACUUAACUCCCGAAGGAAUUUCUCAUCAACGUAUACUUUCAGUUGGUAAAGAUCCAUUAACUGAAGCACCUAUCCCACCGACAAAUCACGAUCUAUUGAGUUCACUUACACAAGAGGUAUACGGAAUGUCAUCGCAUCAUACAAAACAUGCGUUUACACUGGAAGAUCAACAGGCUCUGUCAUUUUGUGUAACAAGAAAUUUAAGUGCAACGGUUACCAUUCGCAUUCGAAUGGCUUCCGUUUGGUAUACACAUUGUGCACGUUUUAUGCAAGAGCUUAACUGGUGUGCAACCGAAUUUAAACAUUAUUUGAAAAAUUUUGCACGAUCAAUUCGAGAUAAAGCAACUGACAUGGCACUUGGGUUGGUUCAACCAAAUCGUGAUAUUCCAACAGCCACACCGAAGGCACCAGUUGAUAUUCAUCAAACACCAAAGCACAUGCGAAAACAACGAACAAUUUCAUUUUCAAAUUCAGCCGGACCAAAAUCGAUUGAUGUUCGAAUGGAUAUCGUUCUUGACACACCAGUACUGGUGCUCCCCCGAUCAAGUCGCAGUCCCCAAGUAUUUGUGGUGCAUUUGGGUAAAAUUUCGAUGACCAAUAAUCAACCAAGUGACAUGGAAUUUAAUCGAGAUACACCACAACGUCACUUAUCACGUCGAAAAUCAAAUGAAUGUGAUUUAAAAAUAUUCACCAUCGAUGAAGAGCUAUUAAUGGAUGCAUCAACAACAACUUUGGUCAAUAAUUACAGUGGCCAAAAGAACGAGUACUUUAGCGAAGAGGACAUAAGAUGUAAAUCGAAUGAUACAGGCAUCGAUGAUUGCGACGGAGACGAUCGACACAUUGAAACCUACAUUUUGGAUAUUCGUAACAUCAACGCAUACUCAUUGGACACAAGAAAUCGCAAAAGUAUUCGUUUAUCGGCAUUACCACGUGCUGAAGAAUUCUAUUCAUGCCAAGAGGAUGCCGUUCCAGUUUUAUACGAUACAGCGAUCCGUGUGAAUAUAGUCCGUUGCUUGGAAACACCAAGCAUUGAUUUGCUUGUCGACUCGGUGGAUUCAAAGGAACUACUUCAAAUCAAUGGCAGCGUUAUCAAACCAUUAAAUUUAUCAUUGUCACGCGUUCAGUACGAACAAUUGUUGGAAACAACCGAAAAUCUAUUUAAAGUUCCAAAUGAUUUGGCAAGACCGCCAAACGUCGUACCAUCAACCAUCAAAGAACGUGAAAUUGAGCAAUCGUCCGAUUUUGAGCUAUCGAAUGAAACGUUCGAAAUCGAUUCAAAAUUCAAACGACGUCUAUUCCAACCGGCCGUUGCGUAUGAAAAGAAAACAAUGAUUGAACCAAAAGUUGCAUUUGAAUUGCCAAUUUUUAUAAUUCAAUUGAAAAGUGCAUUGAAUGAUCCAUUGAUCGAUAUUGUUUUUCGUGAUUUUAAUGUAAACUAUGAAACAACAAAUACGUACGAAACAAAUUUACAAGUUUCGCUACGUUCGUUGCUAAUGGAAGACUUAUUGCAAUCACCCGAUUCAAAGCAUCGUGCAAUGUUGGUGUCAUCAUCACCCGAUAAUCAACAGCUACGUUCGAAUAGUGCAUAUUCAUCCAGAUCAUGUCCGAAUUUAAUCGGACCACAUUUUCUAGACGAUGGACUAACCGGUUCGUUGCCCGAACGUUUGGAAAGCGGCGCUGGUUUCAGUAACUAUUUACACCCGAAUAAUAACACACAACAAUCGUUUAAUUGGUUUUCUGCAUCACAACAACACAAAACCAAUUGUCCAGAAACACCACCACCAUCGCCACAACGACGCAUGCGACAGGAUAAUCUUGUGUUGUACUCAUCAUUGAUUGUUGAUCCAGAAUGUCCAAAUUUUGCAACGCAAUACAAUUCAAUGCGACAGACCAGUUCAAUUGAUUUCAAUAGUUUGGAUUUGAUUGUUUCGGUGAAAAGUUGGUUUGCAUUUUUAAACUUUUUUGGCGUUUUAUCCGAUACAACCGAUGAUGAACAUCAUUUGGAUGCAAAACACGAUACGACCAUUGAAUCAACCACAAAUGAAGCGAAAAAAGACAAUUCAGAUUUAGAGGUAUCAGUACGUUCAUUGACAUUGGUAUUUGUUCGGCCCGAUUAUGAAUUGGCCAAAGCAAAUGUAUCAAAUGCUCAUUUUUUGGUGACCAAAACGAGUGGUGCGAAAACGGUGAAAGGUCGCUUGGGCAGUGUGUCUUUAUUCGAUUUAACCGUACAUGGAGCAUUGUAUCGUGAACGUUUUUUGACCAGCGGUAAUGAAGCAUUGAAUUUCACCUAUUCAAGAGAUGAACCGAAACGUAUUGCCGAAUCGGCAACAUUGAAUUCCGAAGCAUUGUUGAAAAUAAAAAUGUCAUCAGUACGAUAUGUGCAUACAAAACGUUUUAUAGCCGAAAUUCAAACGUUUGUCAAUGAAUUUCAAGGAUUACAAGCACCAAAUCUGAUACGAAAAAUUAAAUCGUCCGAAUCAAGAAGUAAUUUACAACAGAAACCAAUGCAACUAUCGUUGUCCAUUAAAGCCGGUUCGCCGAUCAUUUUAUUGCCAUUGAGUGCAAAGAGUAACAAAGUGAUUGUGGCCGAUUUGGGUGAGUUUUCACUAAGAAAUAGUUUUCAUUUUGCAUCGGAUACAAGUAAUGUGAUUAGUGUACGAAAGGAUGUAAAUGGGCCCGAUGAAAUUUUGGAUGUGAUGCUGGUCGAUUUGGUCAAUACGGAUCUAUUUGCCGGCGAAAGACAUUUGAAAAAUGAUGAUUUUGGACUGAAUGAAACAUAUGGUUUUAAUGAUACGCUUUGCAUGGAUAUGGGCAGUUAUAUUGUAUGCAAAAAUGGUGCUAGUUUAUUGAACGAUAAGUGCCAUUUAAAAUUGAUUGUCGAACGAAAUUUACAGUCGUGGCGCAGUCACAAUGUGCCCGAUUUUAGUGUUCAAGGAACAUUGUCACGUCUCGAAGCUGUAUUAAAUCUUCAACAAUAUCAAUUGGUACGUGGUUUCUUGCAAAAUAAUCUCGGCGAACCGUUAGAUGAUUUGGACGUUGUACAGCCGCAGAACAUAACCGACAGUCGUUUUAGUUUGUCAACGGAAAAUUUCAUGCGAACCGAUUUGCAUGAAUCAUCAUUAUGGACAAGUAUGUCGAUCACAUUGGAUUUGCAGGAUGUGUCAGUACGUCUGCAAGUGCCAAAAUCACGUGGUUUAUCAAAUUUAAUGUAUGAUCCAGACGAAACCGAUGCGCCAUUGGCCUGUAUUAAUUUUAUAAAAUCAUCGCUAAAAAUCGAUCAAUUCAGCGAUGGAUCACAAGACAUCGAUUUGGUAUCGCAAGAGAUUCUCGUCACCGACACACGAUUCACACCGGCCAAAUAUGGUGAAUGUUUUGGCGAACAGCCAAUCGUAAAGAAUGUAUUCACAACUGUUCUCCAACCAACGGGCACCAAAUCAAAUGGCGAAGAUUCGGUCCAAGCUGAAGUGCAUAGUCGCAAACGACAAGACUAUUCUAAAUACACAAUUUUAUUGAAUAAUAUGCGUGUAAUGGCCAUUUUGGAUUGGAUGGAAUGUGUUCGUGACUUUUUGUCCCAAGAUUGUGAUGAACAUUUGGAAGCAUCACAAAAUAAUGCGUUAAAAGUACAACCAAUAAGUUCAUCGAUGUCGGCCGCAAUAGCAGCGUCAACAACAAAUAUCAAUGCCAGUGAGAUGGAAGUGAUUUUAAAUAUCACAAAUUCGGAAUUGGUAUUUGUGGAGAAGACCGAUCAAUGGGAUUCAAAUGCCGUUAUUUUGAAGAGUACAACCGUUUUAUCGUAUCGACCAAUUGAAGUGAACAAAGUCAUGUCAAUCAAUCUUAAUCAUUUGGAAGUGUUUUCAUGCAUUUUAGGCUGUGAAGAAGAUACAGCACUUUCAAUCAUCGACCCAAUUACCAUUAACAUGGAUGUCAAACAAAAUACGCUUGAUAUUCAACUACAGAAACGGCUAUGCAUUCGUUUGUCAUACAACGAUGUAAAAAUGUUUAUUAAAAUGUUUGAAUCGCUGCCAAAUCAAACGAAAAACGCUCAAUCCCGUGACCAAAAGCAAGUGAAUGAAGUAUUAGUGGCUAAAUUAUCGGCUCUUGGAUUUUCCGUUGAUGAUUGCAUCAAAGCAUUAGAAUUAUGCAAUAACAUUCUCGACGAUUCAGCAUUAUGGUUAACACAACAUGCGGAACCAGUUAAAAUGCAAUCGAUACAUAUGCAAGAGAGUGCAUUGAAUAUUAAAGCCGUUGUGAUUCGGGCGAGUUGUAUAUCGAUUUGUGUGAUUGAUGAUUGUAAAGAUGCAGAUGUACCAUUGUUAGAGGUGUCAUUUUCAGAACUGGAAGGACGACAAGAGCUUGGUUCACUUACCGAUUAUCAAAAUAUGAUAAACAGCAGCAGUUCGGGUGGUAGUAGUCGAGCUGAAUCGCUUGUUCCAACAACAUCGGGCAGCGGCUACAAAGUCGGAUAUUUGAAAGGGGUUUUUGCUAGUGAUUAUUACAAUCGUGUGCUAAGCGGAUGGGAACCGUUAAUUGAAUCAUGGAAAUGUGAAUCGAAUUGGAGUUGUAGCGUUGGUGCAUCAUCAAUUCAACCGAAUCGACUUCAUUUACUCAUAAACAGUGAUGAUAUACUUAAAUUGAACAUCACCACAACGAUCAUUGAACUUUUCAAUUUGGUCUAUGAAAAUUGGAUGCAAGAUUACUAUGGCAGUGGCAGUGCUAGUGGAACAAACGAUGGCAGCCCAUCAACAUCAAUGAGUUUGAUCAAUUAUCGACGUCGCAGUCCAUUUGUUCCGUUCGCGUUGAAAAAUGAAACUGGAUUAAAUUUACAAUUUACAACAUUUGUUUCAGCGCCCGGUACAAGUCCAUCGAAUGAAGGUUCAUCAGACGUUGUUAGUCGAAAAUUAAAUCAACAACAAUGGAUAUCCGUUGAACCUGGUGCUGUUAUUCCAUUCACUUUUGGUCCAACAAAUAAACAACGUCAUCAUGAUUCGCACAAGCUCACACUUCAUCAAAUUCGUGUGCGAAUCGAUGGAUGGACAGAAGUUGGUCCAGUGUCGAUCGAUAAAGUUGGCGUUUUCUUCCGUUAUUCACGCCAUGAAAUGGCCGAAUUUAUAUCGCUGCCACGAGCCCGAAUUGUAUUCUCCGUAUCGUUGGAAGGUUCAGCACAAAAACUGGUAACAGUACGUUCGGCAUUGCGUGUUAUUAAUCGAUUGGAUCGUAAUAUGCUGAUUAAAUUGGAACAUCUGAAGACAAUAAACUAUCCCGAUGCAAUAACAGCCAUUUUAAAAGUUGGCGAAACAUACAGCGUCCCAUUGAGUCAUGUAAAUGCACACAUGUAUGUCGUGCCGAUUUCAACGCAAAACAUUUCAAAUACUGCUCAAUUAUCCAUGAACACAACCAAUGAUACAUCAUCACGUUCAGAUGGUUCAACAAAAUACCAAACGCCCGAACGUCAAAUUAGCUCGAAUGUUGAUUUAUGGUUGAAAAAAUCCGAUUCGAAUGAAUCACGGCUAUUUUUCUGUGAACGAAGUAUUUAUUGGCGUGACAUGGAUGAAGGUUUAGAAGUUCAACAAUGGGUUCGCACAUGUAAAUCGAGUCGUGAUAAACAUUUCCGUGUUCUGGUCGCCGUUCAACGUGAUGGAUAUCCAAUGAAAGACUCCGGUACAAUUCCAGGUCAUUCGAUUAUUUUAUUGCCACCACUUCGAUUACACAAUUUGUUACCGUGCGAUCUACUUUUCCGUUUGGCGAACAACACAUUGGGACGCAUCUCACCAUCUGAAACGGCCAACAUUUAUGAAGUUGAUUUGGAAAAUCAAAUGGAAAUCACUAUUACAUUAGACAGUUAUCCAGGCGCUGAGAAAAUAAUCAUUCCAAGCGGACCAAUUGGUUCGGCCGAUUAUCGUAUUCGACUCACCGAUACCAAAGGUCGCCCAUUGAUAUUACGUGCAAGCAUUCAAAUGAUCAAGGGCUCUGGACUACAAAUAACAAUUAGUUCACCAUAUUGGUUGAUUAAUCGAACCGGAUUGCCAUUGAUAUUCCGUCAAGAGGGCGUUUCACAAGAGAGUUCCGGACAAUUUGAUGAACAUGAACAGGCACGACUUGUAUCACCGUUAAUGUUUUCGUUCACUGAUCCAGACGCAUCACCGGCGCUAACAGUUCGAUUGGGCCGACGAUAUGGUGCAAAUCCACCAUGGUGUCAACCAUUCAAUUUACAUAAAGACAUUAUACAUCAACAAUUACGAUCGGGCAUUUCCAAUGAGACAUUCAUCAUUGGCACGGAGGUUCGAUGCGGACGUGGUCGCUAUGCAAAGACCAGAGUUGUAACAUUUUCACCACGAUUUCAAUUGUAUAAUCGCAGCUCGUAUAAAUUACAAUUUGCACAGAAAUGCUUCGCAAAUUCAUCGAUGGAUCUAUCAGCACCAAAUACAUUUAUCGAAGCAGUACCCGGUUGUCAUUUGCCAUUCCAUUGGCCUCGUUUGGAUAAAGAACAAGAGUUAUGUGUGCGAUUGCCGAAUAUUGAUGGUUGCAUGUGGUCUGGAGCGGUUCCAAUUCAUGAAACACAGAGUCUAUAUAUUAAUAUCAGAAAUAUGAAUGGUGAUAUGCAUUUUCUUCGUUUGGAAAUUGUUCUACAGGGUGCAACAUAUUUUUUGUUAUUUGGAGAUGCGCAGGCUUUACCACCACCAAUACGUCUUGAUAACUAUUCGAAUGUUGCGAUCAAAUUCUAUCAACCAGGUGGGCGCAAUCAUUGGCGUACAAUAAUCAGGCCACAUUCAUCAAUGGCAUAUGCAUUAGAUGAACCAAUGGGUAUUCAGUCCCUUGUGAUCGAAGCACCAGGCGGCGUUUCACAUAAUUAUUCAUUGAACGAAUUGGGAACAUCAUUCAAUUUAACCUAUGAAAAUUAUAUUUACAUUGCAUUCAGUGGAACUUUCCGUAGUUCAGACAAAGACUGGUCUGAUUAUGACAUUGAAUGUCAAGAAUUAGUUCUAACCGUGGUCGAUGGUCGUGUCUAUCUGGCUAAAAAGCAACAAGGAAAUCGAUCACAAUUAUGGCGUAUGAAUCAAGAUCGUCAGCUGGAGCAUGAAGGAUCUUCACCGCCAAUUGAACCUGGAAAAAAGACAAAUACCACUCAUCGGCUAGUAUUAGAUUUGGAAAAAGCACCACAACCAAGAAACUAUGUGCCACUCGUCGUGCGACCUGUAAAUAAACAAAGACGAUCAACACAAACAUGGAAAUUUACGGAAGAAGGGCGUUUAAUGUGUGAACAUUCAAAUAUGUGUGUACAAGUGCGUGGUGGCAUAUUUGGUUUGCGACCCGAAAGUGAGGCGGUGCUCGGAAUGAUUGUUAGCGAUACGCAUCUCAUUCGAGAUGGUCUCGUUCCAAUCGAACAAUCGAUACGACGCGAAAAAUUACGUGCUGGUUCUGGAUUCUUAUCCGUUUCCAUUGGAAUGGAUGGACCGAUAAAAAAUAUUCGCAUCAGAGAUGUAAAAUCAACUGAACCCGUUUCAUUGGCACUCGAUCCAACGUGGAAACAUGUUUCAAAUAUUUUAUCAUCAGAGAAUCGUAUGACACAAUCCCAUUCGACGGCAACCAAUGUCAAUACAAACGAUUUAGCUGAACUUUAUGUAAAUGUGAAAUUGACAAAAGGCAUUGGCAUUUCGAUUGUAUCGAAACAACCGUGCGAAGAAUUGGCUUUUGUAACGUUAGAAAAUAUUCUAACCGAAGCAAUUUCAACGCCAAAUAUUCGAUCAUUGGAUUUCAGUGUGGGCGACAUACAAAUCGAUAAUAAUCUAUUCGAAACACCGUGCCCAGUUAUGCUGUUUACAACACGAAAUUCAGAAACACAAAAUCAUCCAUUGCCAGCGAUGCAUUUGAAUGUAAAAUCAUUGCCAAGUCCAAAUGCCAAUGCCAUCAUUUUCGAACAUUUGACGCUUAGCUUGCGACCGCUUACCAUUUAUUUGGAAGAACGUUUAAUUCUGCGAUUGGCAAUGUUUUUGGGACUUGGAAAAUCACAAAAUGACACAUUACCCGAUGAAUCCGAUUAUGAAGCACAUCGUGUUGCCACAAAAAUACUAGCGGCAAAUGCAAAACGCUACUAUUUCGGUGAUUUACAAAUUGUACCAAGUCAAAUACGAUUGUCUGUGAUUACAGCAUCAAAAUUGAUGCCGCAAUUGUUGGAAAUUAAGAAAAGUCUCGGAUUGACACUGAUUAAAUUCGAAGAUGCUGUAAUUGAUUUUGAAAAAUUCACCGAUCGUCAUCAUUUCGAAACGCUGGAAGUGUAUUUGCGUGCCAUCAAAGCGCAUUAUAAACAACAAUUGAAAUGGCAAGCAGCCUUCAUUCUCGGUAGCGUUGAUUUCCUUGGUAAUCCACUUGGAUUUGCCAGCGAUCUAUCGGAAGGUGUGUCUGGACUGAUUUUUGAAGGAUCGGUGAAAUCAUUGGUGAAAAAUGUAACACAUGGAAUAUCAAAUUCAACGGCCAAAUUGACGGAGACCAUUUCCGAUGGUUUGGGACGUGUUGUACUCGAUGAACAAGAUACUGAAACACGUCAACGCAUUCUUGAAAUGCCAAGCGGUUCAAGUUCAACGGGUGACCAUUUGGUGGCUGGUUUCAAAGGUCUUAGUUUUGGCUUACUUGGCGGUGUUACAAGCAUUGUGAAGCACACAUACAUUGGUGCACAAAAUGAUGGUUUUCAAGGAUUCAUUUCGGGACUGGGCAAAGGUAUUGUGGGAACUGUAACAAAACCAGUGAUUGGCGUUCUUGAUUUAGCGUCCGAAACAGCAAAUGCAGUACGUGAAACCAGCAAAAGUUCAAAUCGUGCAUUACCCGAACGUAAACGAUUGUCAAGAUGUGUAACAGGAGCACCAGGCGGACUACUACCACCAUAUUCAUCGUUGCAAAGUCGCGGGCAAUCGUACCUUUUCUUGAUUAAUAAACGCAAUUUUAACGAACAAUUUAUGGCCUACGAACCAUGUCUCUAUGAUGGAAGAGAUUCCAAAUUACGGCUUUUGGUGUCAUCCGAAAAUAUUUGGGUAUUUUCGCGCAACGAAGAAUCAACAACGGUGAUUUUGUCAUAUCAUUUGAGUGAAUUGAUGUCUUGCCGUCCAGUCAACAAAAGUCAAUCAAAACGUGGUCAACAUUACAUUGAACUAUGCUUGAAUUUACAGGAUGCCGUAAAACGGCCACUAGUUCGAUGUAGCAAUGAGGAAAUGGCGCAAAGGGCAUCACGUCAUAUUAACUACGCGAAGAGUGUUUACGAUGAGCGUGAACUCACCUUGAACUAUGAAACUGUGAUCGAUACCUAAAUAUUUCGAGUGACGGAAGAGAGCUAGACCUCUGGAUGAUUUAAAAGCUACGAACAAUUUUCAAUAAUACCUACCCUGCCCCGCCCUCAAUAUUUAUAGAAAUUUUCUUAACAAUGUUAAACCUAACGAUUUUUUUAGUAUUUUUUAUGGAUCACACUAUAUUUGGCUUGUAAACAUCCAGAGACUGUAUAUCAAAGGAAUAAAUGCGAGGAGAAACGCAAACAUUAAUAUUAUGAUUUUAGAUCUGUGCUCCUCGGUGCUCCUCCUCACAUAUAUUGCUAUGAGAAACAGUCUCUGCAAACAUUUCCUCUUAUUUAUUAGAAAUUUUACUGAAAAAUAUAUUGCAUGUGAAAUUGAAUGCCGAAUUCAUCGAGUCUGUCAACUUUAAAAUUGGAAUUUCUAAGGCAGUCGAGAACAACCAAUAUAUUUAUUUAAAAAUGCAAAAGAAGCGAACUUGACGUUCGUUCAUCGAAUAUAAAAGACAAACCAAAUGACACACAAAUGUCACAAAAUUAAUCUAUUUUUGUAAAUAUAAUGCAAUGUAAAAUGGACAAUGCAAAUUGAAUUUGUGCAUUCUGCAAUGAUUAUUGUACAACGGUAUAGUUUUCUAAAAUAUUAAUCGAUUUUAAUAAAUUAAUUUUUUUAAAAUAA